This is a messenger RNA of Spirodela intermedia, 993 nucleotides long. The record is from the annotation of a GenBank genome assembly. NCBI's taxonomy places the organism in Eukaryota, Viridiplantae, Streptophyta, Magnoliopsida, Alismatales, Araceae.
AUGGGGGAAGGGGAGAGGGCCGCCAUUGUGGGGUUCUUCAAAGAGAAAGGGUUCGAGGAUGCGAGCAUCGAGGCGAUGCUGAAGAAAUGCCGCCGUCUGGAUAUCGUCGGAAGGGAGAAGAUGGCGGAGAAUUGGGAGUACCUGAGAAGCAUCGGAAUCCACGAGAGGAAGCUCCGCUGUGUGGUCUCCAAGUGCCCCAAGCUCCUCGCCGCCGGCAUCGACGAGAAGCUGUCGCCAGCGGUGCACUGCCUCGCCACCCUGGGGACGAAGCCCGGCGAUGUCGCCGCCGCCGUCGUCAAGUUCCCGCAGAUCCUCUCCCACAGCGUGGAGGAGAAGCUCUGUCCGCUGCUGGCCUUCUUCCAAACCCUAGGGAUCUCGUCGGAGAAAGCUGGGAAGCUCGUCCUCCUCAAUCCCCGCCUGGUCAGUUACAGCAUCCAGGAGAAGCUCUCGGAUAUGGCGGUCUUCCUCGCCGGCCUCGGCUUCGGGGGAGACGGCAGCAAGAUCGGGAAGAUCCUGGUGAAGAAUCCCUAUAUGAUGGGGUACAGCGUGGAGAGGCGACUCCGCCCCACGGCGGAGUUCCUGAGAUCGAUCGGCCUGAAGGAUCCCGAUCUGAGGAAGGUGGCGGCGAGCUUCCCGCAGGUCCUCUGCAGAGACGUGGAUAAAACCCUGAGGCCCAAUCUGAACUUCCUGAAGCAGAGCGGCUUCAGCGACCGGGAGAUCGCCAUGGUGGUGGCCGGCUACCCUCCUGUUCUCAUCAAGAGCGUGGAGAAUUCCCUGAAACCGAGGAUCAGAUUCCUGGUGGAGGCGAUGGGGAGGGAGCUGAGAGAGGUCGCGGAGUACCCGGAGUUCUUCCGCCACGGCCUGAAGAAGAGCUUGGAGGCCCGGCACCGGCAGCUGGAGCAGAGGGGCCUUAAAUGCAGCCUGAGCGAGAUGCUCGACUGCAACAAGAACAAGUUCGCCGCCAAAUUCUCUCCCAUCAGCAACCUCGGCUGA